AUGGGGGUGGGGGGGCCGUGGGUGCUGCGGGUCGGGCUGGGGCUGGGAGCGCUGGCCUUGCUGCUGCAGGGGCUGCGGGGCUGGUUAGCCUGCAAGCGGUACGAGUUCCAGCCCGCCGAGAUCGCCGAGCUCGCCCGACACCACGCGGGGCUGGAUCAUGAGCUGGCUUUCUCCAAGAUCAUUGUGGAACUGCGGAAGAAGCACCCGGGCCACAUCCUGCCUGACGAGGACCUGCAGUGGGUGUUUGUGAAUGCGGGCGGCUGGAUGGGCUCCAUGUGUCUGCUGCAUGCCUCCCUCACUGAGUAUGUGCUGCUCUUCGGGACAGCCAUCGACACUGGGGGACACUCAGGUCGCUACUGGGCAGAAAUCUAUGACACCAUCAUCUCAGGCACUUUCCGGCAGUGGAAAGAGGGAACCACCAGAAGCGAGAUCUAUUAUCCCGGGGACACCAUCGUGCACCAGGCAGGAGAGGCCACGUCAGUGCAGUGGAGUGCAGGCACCUGGAUGGUGGAGUACGGCCGAGGCUUUGUCCCAUCCACACUUGCCUUCGCACUGGCAGACACCCUCUUCAGCACUCAGGACUUCAUCACCCUCUUCUAUACCCUGCGCGCCUACACCAAGGGCCUCCUCCUGGAAGCCAAUGCCUUCUUCAGCACUUUGGGCUGCUGAGCCUGGCUGGACAGUGUGCCCCAACAGCCUUCCUCCCCCUUUCUCCUCCUCCCUCUCUGGGCUGCAGAUCCCACAACCUGGGGAUGAGGAUGCUGGUGCAUCCAGCACCAAGCAGUCCCUGGGAGGUUCCCCACGUGCCAUCUGGGUUGGCAGGCAGCUGCGGCUGUGGUCAGCACAGAGCACAGUGUCCAGCUGGCAGCUCCCACCGUUGCUUCCAGGUGCUGGCAGCACACAGUGUCCCCAGGCACCGGGGGAGGAUGCCCAGGCAGUAUGGGGAUGAUCAGCCUCUGUGCUGAAGGUCUGUUCUGGCACCUAUCCCUGCUGUGUCACCUGCCCCUUGAGUGGAAGAGAUCCCUUCCUUGUGCCUCCCCCUUGUUUUCCCCCCAGGGGGGACAGCCACAAUCUGUCGCCUUAACCAAGCAUGGCCUCCAGGCUGUGCAUAUAUUGAGUGUCUGCGGGUGCCCAAAACUCUGAAUCAGCUCAGGAUGGGACUUUGCCCCUCAAAACACUUCCCCUGGCUGAGAGCCAGCAAGGUCCCCAGCCAAGUGGGGGUGUGCACUCUGCUCACGGCCUGAUGCCCGUGUGGGCUCAGCAAAGGGCUUCCAGCUCUGUUCUGUUCCCAAAAUACUCUGUGUCCCCAGGCCAAAAGCCUACAGUACAUCUCUCCUUAUCCCUCCAACUGGCAGCCCUGUGCAUGGGCUACAUUGUCUUUUGUCACCCCGGAAGAGAUGGCAGUAAUAAACAUCAUCAUCCCA
Lagopus leucura (white-tailed ptarmigan) is the source of this 1424-nucleotide messenger RNA. RefSeq names its product sigma non-opioid intracellular receptor 1 (gene SIGMAR1). The record is from RefSeq and is a predicted model, not a curated record. The coding region runs from base 1 to 669 and encodes 222 amino acids. The transcript has 4 exons. Gene Ontology annotation, cellular component: endoplasmic reticulum. NCBI's taxonomy places the organism in Eukaryota, Metazoa, Chordata, Aves, Galliformes, Phasianidae.